Molecule: messenger RNA, 959 nt
Organism: Zychaea mexicana
Lineage: Eukaryota; Fungi; Mucoromycota; Mucoromycetes; Mucorales; Lichtheimiaceae
Exons: 5
Coding region: 47-913 (288 amino acids)
Source: RefSeq, a predicted model, not a curated record
UUUCUUUUCUUUUUCUCUUCUUCUCAAAAAAACCCCCUUUUAACGCAUGCCAGAAACUCGUUUCCAACGGUGGUUACGAUCAUCUACUUCGCGUUUAUCCACACACCAUCAUCAUCAGCAACAUCAAAGUCAACAGCAGUGGCAGCAACAACAGCAUCCAAGACGGAAUAUAUUUGGGGAUAUUAACUCGUUAACCAAAUGGUUAAUGUUUCUGCAAAGCUUUUUCCAGCAAAUCACUGCUUAUCACUGUCUAUACAAGUCCAUAAGAGAUAUCGGUAGCGAUCGAGGGGAAAACGCUUCAAAUUCUGAAAACAUUUUCCACAUACUAGUCUGCUCUGUGAUUUUAGUUUCAUUAAUAGUUGAUGUAGUUGCAGUAACUUCGAACAAGCUUCCAGUUGCAGAUGCACGUCAUUGGCCAGUUGGCAUUUACUUUUUUGUUCUAUCGUUUCUUGAUCAACUCCUCAAAGCGAUGAAUAUAUUUAUUUACGGCGCAAGGCUUCAAAAAGAGUGCGGCGACCGGAUUCUAGGUCCACAUCUGGGUGGUAAUAUUCCGUCAGAUCAUUUUAUAUAUGCGUUUUGCAACAUGAGGCGAGAAGUUACACAGAUAUGGGGCAUACUCGGAUUUUUCGUUCAGUUCCUGAUGUGUAUUAUGUAUACAACAACCGCCAGCUUUUAUGCAGCACACCGGGUUUCGUUGCUCACUCGACAACAGCAAGAGCAACAACAACAACAUCAACAACAGCAGCAGCACCAUCCAAACGAUAAUAUACCCUUAUAUACUGUUCCUGAUUCUCUUGUAGAAAGUAGAGGUCAGCCGCCACCACCAGCAUCAUCAUCAUCACCUAGUGCAAACACACCAAAUGUCGCAGCUCCACCCUAUUCGAAUGUGGAUGAGCUACGGAAUUUACCAUAGACUGUUAAUGAUAAGAUAGUCUUGUUAAAAAAACAAAAGAGAUUGU